AGGGUCGGUCCAGAGAGGAUGUGCAAACAAGACUUGGCAUGCUAGAUGAUCAGUGGAGAGAGGACAAACUCUCAGAAGGUGCCAAGAUCAAGUUGGGAUGUCUUGCCUGUGGUAUGGAAAUAUUAUUUAAUAAAUUUAUGAAUAUAUAAUGAAGUGAUGGGUGGCCGAGUGGUCAAAACUAAGCCUAUCUCAAGUUCAUGAUCUGAAGUUCAGACCCCACCAAAGUCCAGUCAAGUAAAAACAUCGCCAGCACCCCAGGUGGAUGGGACUCGUUAACCUUGGAUGGCAACUCAUCUAAGAGAAGGAAAUUCUGAAUUCAAUCCUCAAGAUGGAGUCCCAUAAGUGGAUUACAAUGGCACAAUGAAACAUUCCCAAAACUCCUGCGACGCUACUGGUAUCAAGCUGUAUUACCCACAUGCUGUUCCCUUGGGUUAUCCAGCAGCGUGGAGAGAGGCGACUUGCUGUGUAUGGAUCCAGCUUAUAAUCCUAAACAGAAUAAUCCCAGGCCUUUAAGAUUUCCUCCUGCAAAGUCUACACCAUUAUCACAUUGUGACGGACGGAUGCGAACAAAAAGAAAAAAAAUAUAUAUAUAUUUUUAUAUAUAUAUAUAUAUAUAUAAUUUAUAUAUAUAUAUAAUAAAGUAUUUUCUAUUUUAAUUUUUACCUUCAACUAUGAAUGCCAGUAAAUGAGUUACAUUACUAACAUCUAUUAUGACAGCUAUUAUAAGCUGUUGUAAGCUUUUGAAGAUAAUUUUAAAAUUGUGAACUGUAUUUUCAGCUCUUAAAAAUAAAGAUCUCAAACAAGCAGAUAAUUUACACCUUGCCUUGAUGGUUGAUCACAUUUCAGAGGUAAAUUUGUGCAUAGUUAUACCAUUUGAGUUUGUAACAAUGAUUCACUUGGUCUUUCAUGGAGAAUUUUAUGCGAGGAAUGAUAUCACUGAUUGAGCUUAACAUCUGUAAGGAAUUAUUGCAGCUCGAAAAUAAGCUGUUGUGUAAUUUUUAACAAAGCUGUCAGCACUGUUUAACACAUUUGGCUAAAUAACUCCCAAUGUACUGUUAAGAAUAUUAGUAUUAGGCUAAUUUUCAUAUAAUGAUUUGUGAAAAGUCCUUAAGAAUGUGGCCCAAAAUUUAUUAUAAAGCAUAUUUUUUAAAACUCUAAGAUGAUAUGGCUCCUUGAUUGUAGGUAAGUCAAUGGAUGGUUGGAGUAAAACGUCUCAUCAAUGAACUGAAACUCUCAGCGUCCUCGUCUGCCACUCCCAACAGCAAGAAGGUAGCUGCACUGUCCAGUAUAGAAUCUGUGGCGGACACAAGACAAGUCCCAGGGGCAGUUUUCCUAGAUACGGAAGAGCUGUCCACCCUUAAGCCUGUACUAAUGCCAGAAGCACUGGUGCCAGGAGUGGGCGUCGUUGAAACUGAUGAAGGUGCGCCACACAGUGGAGAGGUGUCUGAACCCAAACAGCUCCAAGAACAAGAGAAAGCCACUGGUAAUACACAGUCCAGCAAAAGUAGAUGAUAGGCUAAGUCGAUUUUAGACUGCAGGCAUUCAUGUGUAUCUAAUCACAUGUGAUACUAUUUCAUGUACUUAUAAGAUGUUUCUCAUAUGGGUUUACCAUAGGCUAAAGACAACAUUUCUUUAGUACCAUUAUUGUCAUUCUUAAGCUGGCCACACCAGUGCUUGCCAAUAGGUCCAGACUUUUCAAGCAUAUUUUUACUUUGUCUAUCCAUUUGUGGUUUUGAAGACAAGGCUUCUAAAGUGAUACUUGAUGUAUUCCUAUCUUGGCCAAUGCAUUAAUUUUUUUUUAAUUCAAUUUUUUUUUCAAUUUGAGUGUCCGUGAUAUUUAUCCUCACUUACUAGAUUAAGGGCCUACAAACUAGUGAGUCAAAAUAUGUAAAUUUAUUCCUCCUCUCUAUCUCAGCCCAUUCCUAAAAUGUCUGUGUCAGGGAAUCGACAGAGGUAUCCAUAGUUCACCUGCAUCUAAAAAUUGUGUCAUCUCUCCCUGACUGUCUUGUGACAUAGAUUGGUAGGCCAUGCACCUUACAAGUUACAUCCAAAUUCUUCUAAUAGUAUAAAAUAAUAAUAAUCUGUUUGAAAAAGAGGAAAUUAACAAAAAUAUUUACUAGUUAAAUCAAGUUAAAUGCAAAAUACAUAAAGGCUCAUGUGCUCCUACAGUUGAGUGGGCACAUGUGCUCCUACAGUUGAGUGGGCACAUGUGCUCCUACAGUUGAGUGGGCACAUGUGCUCCUACAGUUGAAGGGGCACAUGUGCUCCUACAGUUGAGUGGACACAUGUGCUCCUACAGUUGAGGGGGCACAUGUAAUCCUACAGUCAAGGGUUCAUAUGGCGCCCUCAAUGUGGACACCCAUAGUACAUUUGCCUUUUGGCCUGCAGCACCUAAAGUUUAUACAGUUUGAUCCUUCACUCUGCAUUAGAUCACUCUAACAAAGUUAUCAGAGGAAUUCUUCCAGUAUUACAGAAAAUAUCAGAAUCAUAUAUUAUAGGUACCAAUUUAUAGUUUGCCACUUGAGCCAAACAAAAACAAUGUCUAGUAUACUUUAUCUUGGUAUUCUUUCGCCUUUAGUCUCACAACUUCACUAAAAAUCCAUAUCACAAGGGUGGCUGUAAGGCUUUCAUAUUAACAAAUAAAAACGUUUUGUAAAUUCACCAUCGCAGUUGUUUUAAAAUGCAUUCAUGUUAUUUUUGGUUGUUGUUGCUUUCAUUUCAGUCUCCAUGGACACAAACCUGUUGAUACAAACACAAUUUUGUGUUGCAUGAUUUCAGCAUUAAGUUCUCAGUGUGAUACAUUUUGAUUUCCAGAGUUUUAGCCAAGUUCAUCUUUCAUUUGUAUUACAUUGUCCAUGAUAUCUUUUAACAUAUAGUUGUGUUACUAGGGCAAGAGGCAGAUUUAAAAUUAACAUAUGAAUAAAAUUGUUGAAUAUUUGGUAUCCAGAUAAUGCAUAGCUUAUAAAUCUACUAUGCACUGUCUAAAGUUUUUUUUUUUUUUAAUUUUUAAAAAUAUAAAUGAUUCAAUGUUGUGAUAAAAUAUUGGGGAUAGAUAGCUAUGAAUUUGUACAUACAAAAAUAUCAUUUUAUUUGGUGCUAACUUGAUAUUUUAUUGAUUUUUAAUUUACUUUCUGCUACAUCAUUAGUACAUAUAUUUUACGCUAAUUAGCUACAGAUAUAAAUUAUGUAAACAAUAUAUUUAUAAUUGUGGAUUUCGUGUUAAAAAUUAUUUCAAUGUUAAAUUCUUUACUUCAUGGCAGAAAUCAUCUUGAACUUUUUUUAAAGUUAUUUCUAGCUGUGGUUAAUUCAUGUUUUGAGAUGGGUAAAGUAGCAGAGAUUUCAAUAAAUUUGUCCACAUCUGUUGGUGGCUCCUAGACUUUAGGGAUUGGCUGCUAAAUGUUAGUUACUCUGUCAAUGUCGAUCAAGACCAUUUUAAUCAUCAGAUUCGUGCUGGGUCUGAGUCUGCGAUCGGGUAACUGAUUCUGACACGAAAUGUUCUUGUUCAGUAAGUGUAAGGGAUUGGUAGGACCAGGUGCAGAAUCAACCUGAGCUUUUCUGGCUUGUCUCUUGUGCUCUGCAUCAGCUGUUCUGUUGGCUUAAUGUCGCAUAGAGUUGGAGCCUUUGUGUAAAGAGGAACGCUACGUGUCCAAAUUUAUAACAAAUGCUACUAAUAGAUGACUAAAUCAUGUGUCUGGAUGAAAAUUUUUAAAUUAAAAUUUAUCAACCAGCAUAUUUGUUUCUUAUUUGCAUCAAUGUGAGAAUUGAAUUACUUUUUUUUUAAAUUAAAAAGGUCCAUUGAAGAGGUUUUAUUUUAUGUCAAUAAAGCUUUAAUAUAUAUUAUUAUUUGAGCUAUAAAAAAAAAACUGUUAAAAACAUUCUUUAAGAAGCAAAGCUGCUCCCUAUACUAAUGCAUGUGCCAUUAGUUCAUUAACUACUCUGAUAUAUGAAAGUGGAUCAAGACAAUCUGUUGUCAUUAGUAGAUGACCCACUUAUUUAUGUUAAGCUAAAGUCGCCUGGCCACAAGACAUCUUUUAAGAAGUUGAUUGUAAUACUCCUGUCAAAAAUAUGCUGGUCCUUUUCCAUUUAAACAUUAAACUAAUUAAGUGAAAACUUCAUGAAUCAUGGUUAUCAUUAUUAUUAGCUGUCUGUAUUUGAAAAAAAAACCUAGAUUUUUCACGAUCACAUUAAAACAAAGCCAUGUCAUCCAAUUAACAGGCAGUUUGGCUUAUGUUGAUUGUUCAGUAAUUUAUUAACACUGUUGUAUAUAAGUAUAUAAUAAAACUCUUCUUUUUAUGUAUUUAAUAUGAAUUGUAUGGAGGGCAUACACUCAACCAAGGUAAAAUAUAUCAAUAUAGAAUCGUUCCUUCAUAAAUUAUUAUUUGGGAUGAAUAUUUAAUGAUUUGUACUUAAUAGUGAUGGUGCUGGUUGAUGAUGGUUUCUUUGUAUUGUAUUGGUACAUGGUUAAUAUUUUUAUACUUUAAGGUACACUAAAAAUUCAGUGUAAAUUAAUAAUAUCAAACGUGAUAUUCACGAAUGGAAAAUAAUUUGGUUUAGUUUUUUUACCAUAAAUAAAUAGUAUGUGUUAUCUUAAUUAUUUGAUGAUGACCUCCAUAUCAAAGCUGUUAAAUUUUAUAGGACUCUUUGCAGUGGCGUAGCUGGGGACUUUGGGGCCCGGGGGGGCUUGGCCUCUUUAGGGGCCCCUGCAUUUUGACAUUAGACAUUAUUUAAUGUAAAAAAAUUUUGGACACGCCUUUGGGGGCCCCCCUCAAGUAGGGGCCGGGGGGACUUUCAAAUUUGGACCCCUCCCCUAGCUACGCCACUGACUCUUUGUAACUCUUUAAAUCCAAUUAGUGACUUUAUUUUUUAAAAAUAAAUUGUCUGUUCCAUUAACAAAGAAAUUUAAUUCAUCAUAUUAAAGUUGUCAAAGUUUU
Messenger RNA from Lymnaea stagnalis (great pond snail), 4931 nucleotides. Lineage: Eukaryota; Metazoa; Mollusca; Gastropoda; Lymnaeidae. The record is from the annotation of a GenBank genome assembly.